GAGUGGUAAGGCGUUAAGAGAAGUAGAAAACAUCCUGUUGAAAAUGAAAGUAAAAAUGUGAGGCUUGUGGUCUGAAGAGACUUCGGUGAAUUUCCGGUGUGUGUGUGUAACUGACGACUACAUAAAAUACUACCCUUAGUCCAACGCUCACAUUCGGGCUUACUCUUUGUUCCAGAACAACAACCCAGUCAUGGGAGGUGGAGAGUCCACAACUGGAGCAGCUCCUCCAUUUCUCGGCAGACCAUGGAGUGACAUACUGUGGGAAGACAGAUCCAGCGCUCUGCAGUAUGUGAAGGACUACAAACCUCAGACUGAAGGCCAGCAGCUCAGGAUUCUUCUUUACGGACCGGUUGGAGCUGGAAAGUCCAGUUUCAUCAACUCUGUCCAAAGUGUCUUACAAGGCCGAAUGUACACGCAAGCUUUGGCGGACAACACCUCUUACGAGUGUUUCACCAAAAGGUACGCAACCUGCAAGAUCCCAAAAGGAAGUCCAAAGACGUUUUACCCUUUUGUCUUAAAUGAAAUCAUGGGACUGUAUCCACACAAAGGUGUCCUUGUGGAUGACGUCAAACUGGCUAUGGUGGGACAUAUGAAGGAUGGUUACACGUUCGAUUCUGAAUCAACGUUGUCGGACCUUAGGCCUAAUGCUUUCUACAACGAACAUCCAACUGACAACGACAAAGUGCACGUUCUGGUUUGUGUUGUUCCUGCCAACACAGUUUCUCUAAUGAGACCCGAAACUGUGCAGAAGAUUCGGGAAAUCAGGAUGGAAGCCACUAAACUGGGGAUUCCUCAAGUGGCCAUUCUCACCAAGAUUGACCAGGCCUGUCCUGAAAUCAAAGACGAUUUAAAGAAGGUCUACAAGCUCAAGUACCUGAAGGAAAAGAUGGAGGAGUUCAGUGCAGAUGUGGGUAUUCCCAUGAACUGUAUCUACCUUGUGAAGAACUACCAUGAAGAAAUCAACCUCAACAGUGACGUUGACUCACUGAUCCUGAGCUCACUGAAAUCCAUCAUCAACUUUGGAGAUGACUUCAUCAAUUUCCGCAAGACCAUGGGAGCUGAUCCGUCCAAUUUUGAAGCAGGCCCUCAAUUACUUGGCAAACCAUGGAGGGUCAUAAAGUGGGAAGACAGAUCCAGCGCUCUGCAGGAUGUGAAGAACUACAAACCUCAGACUGAAGGCCAGCAGCUCAGGAUUCUUCUUCACGGACCGGUUGGAGCUGGAAAGUCCAGUUUCAUCAACUCUGUCCAAAGUGUCUUACAAGGCCGAAUGUACACGCAUGCUUUGGUGGAUAACACCUCUGGCCACUCUUUCACCAGAAGGUACACAACCUACAAAAUCCCAAAAGGAAAUCCAAAGAUCUUUUACCCUUUUGUCUUCAAUGACAUCAUGGGCCUGGAUCCAACCAAAGGUGUCCUUGUGAAAGACGUCAAACUGGCUAUGAUGGGACAUAUGAAGGACGGUUACACGUUCAAUCCUGAAUCACCGUUGACCGACCUUAGGCCUAAUGCUUUCUACAACGAAAUUCCAACUGACAACGACAAAGUGCACGUUCUGGUUUGUGUUGUUCCUGCCAACACAGUUUCUCAAGUGAGAGAUGAAACUGUGCAGAAGAUUCGGAAAAUCAGGAUGGAAGCCACUAAACUGGGGAUUCCUCAAGUGGCCAUUCUCACCAAGAUUGACGAGGCCUGUCCUGAAAUCAAAGACGAUUUAAAGAACGUCUACAAGCUCAAGUACCUGAAGGAAAAGAUGCAGCAGUUCAGUGCAGAUGUGGGUAUUCCCAUGAACUGCAUCUUUCCUGUGAAGAACUACCAUGAAGAAAUCGACCUCAACAGUGAUGUUGAUUCACUGAUCCUGAGCUCACUGAAAUCCAUCGUCAACUUCGGAGAUGACGGCAUCAACUUCUGCAACAGUCAGCCUGAAGCUUCAGUCACAUCUGCUUGAUUGCAGCAUAAAAACGUAUUUCAUGCUGUCAAAAUAGCAAUCUGCAACAUUAACCAGCACAAUUUCUAACACAAUCUUCUACAUGAUUUCUUUGCUUAUUUGUUUGUAUGUGUUAUAGCUUUAAAGCCCCCAGAAACCUGGCUCAAAUCAUCAGUGUUUCUUAGUAAAUAUUCAUGAAUUAAAAACGUUUGUCAGUGUGAUGCAAAAAUGCAGUGCGGAAAUCGGUGCAAAUUAUCCACGUUGCCGUGUUCCAUUUUUCGUCAAUGAGCCAAAAACACUGAAUUUCUUAGUUAAGUACACAAUACAUAAACUAAUCUGACCCCAAAUGGGAUGCUAACGUUAGCUGUUGUGACUAGCCCUGUUCCAUGACCAAAAUAAUGUUAGCAAGUGCAUAUCAGGUAUAUUACCAUCUUCAUCGUAUCCCAGCUGCUGGUUGAUGUCAAACCAUACAUUGUCCUUUAUUUGGUUGUUGAGGUAGUAGUGUUUGUCGUACAUUACUGGGUGUUGAGAAGUGGACGGCCCAUUGUUAUUUGAAAACACCAAUAGUCCGAAAAAUGUCCCAUUGGACUGUAAAAACUCAUUUGUCCAACAGUCCGCUACCCAGAAAAACAAACUCCCAUGUUCCAAGGCCCCAAAAAUACACACUCUCCAUGCAGCAAACGGAAGCGUAUGGCUAAUUGUUAUGCCGAAUGACUGCAAUCAGUUGGAACAAAGGAUUUCAUUGGUCAAACAUGUAUUUCCGCGGACAGAAAUCUACUAAAAUCGAGGUCCGUCCAUAUAUUUUUUCUCUCACACGAAUGUUCCACAGGGUUCCGCAAGCAUUCAUAAGAACCCACAAAAUCUGUUUUUAUAAUUUUCUGUGCAAUUUUUUCGGACAAAAAUCCGUGCUUGUGCUCAUGUUCCGUCAUUCAUAAUUAGAAGCUGAUUGAGAAAAUAUGUUUUCAGGGCUUUUAAUUUAAUGUAGAAAUCCCUCAAUCCAACAGUGUCUCCAUCAACUCAUGUUGAUUAUCCCAUUAACAAUCAACAUUGUUGAAACCCACAAAACAUAAUAUUAAUUUCUUUCUCUUUUUUUGCGUUUAGUAGAUAGUAGUACAGCCGAAGAUAGACAGUAAAGUGGGGAGAGAGGGGACGUUCUGCAGCAAAGAGAUGCCCCACUUUAUAUUAAUUUCUAAUAGAGAUCCAAAAGAUACCAAAUAUUUUAAGUCUUGUAUUGUAAUAUUGCACAAAUGUCACCACCAUGUAGCUUCAAUGAACAGCUGCAACACAAUAAAUCUUGCUUUUCUAACCCUCUAA
Molecule: messenger RNA, 3235 nt
Organism: Sebastes umbrosus (honeycomb rockfish)
Lineage: Eukaryota; Metazoa; Chordata; Actinopteri; Perciformes; Sebastidae
Exons: 15
Coding region: 191-1942 (583 amino acids)
Source: RefSeq, a predicted model, not a curated record